UAACGGGCUAUAAGUAGCAAUGACUAUAAGAAGAUUAGGGAUAAAAUAUUUGGUAGUUACCUAUAAAUGCUACGUGUAGGAGCGCGUUGCCUGCCGUGGAGAAGGGGAGGAAAGUAAGACAACUUUACUUUUAACAGUACUACAAAUUGUUAAACAUAAAAUUGCUUCAUACAUACUACCUUCGUCUCAAAAUAAAACAACCUAGUACAACAUAAGACACAUUCUAAUACUAUAAAUCUGUUGUUAUACCAUAGUAGGGAAGGAGUAUAACAUUAGAAAUUUAAUUGUCCAUAAACAAAAAUUUUUAGCUGUGAUAAUGAUGUCAUAAGUGGGACACCGGGUUAUUUUUGCUCUGGAUUUGCAUUGACUCAGUUCUCCAUACCGUGCAAAAACUGCGGAGGCCAAGAACAGCCCGUUUGGUUGGAGAGAGUUUUCAAGAGGGAUUGAGGCUACUAAGUGUUUUGUUUGGUUGGGAGACAUGGAAAUUUUGGUGGGAUGAGGAUAGAGAAUUGAGGAAGGAACUCCCUCCUUUUCAAUACCUGGGUAGGGGCAGUUAAUUGGGAGGGAAUUCCUCCUUUACUUUGUCUAAGCAAAUCUCACCCAUCCGUUUUUAUUACUGAUCUAGUCUCCAACUAAACUCCCUAUCAAUUUCCAUCGCCUCUGCCAAACAAGAUAUUAUGAUUAAAAAUCAAAUUCCCAUCUUAAUUUUAUCAUCAAUUUCCUCGUGUAAACUCCCAAUCCCCUUCCCUCGAGUUCCCGAGCAAGCCGGAAACUCUCAUCUGAUCGGCCACCGUGCGUUCCACGGGUCCAAAGUCCAAACCCUACCGUCUUCUUCCGCGAUCUAGCGGUGGCAACGCGCGCGCGCCUGCAUCUCUGGAAAGAAAGAAAGAAACAAACAGAGAGGAGAAUACGACCCCAACGAACGAACGCCGGCGAUGAAGCAGCCGUACGCCGACGACGACGGCGACCGCCUGAGCGCGCUGCCGGACUGCCUCCUCCACACGGUCAUGUCCUUCCUCUCGGCGCGGCAGGCCGUGCGGACGUGCGUGCUGUCGCGGCGGUGGCGCGGGCUGUGGCUGUCCAUGCCGUGCCUCAACAUCGACGGCGACGAGUACCGGCCGGCCACGGCCGGCGGCGGCGGCGGCGCCACCAUCACCGAGAGGUGGGAGAGGCUGGAGAACUUCACCACCAGCCUGCUCUUCGCCCACAACGCGCCGUUCCUGGACAGGUUCCGCCUCCAUCUCCCAAACUUCCAGCGCAUCACGGCUACUCAGCAGCAUCACGGGCGGCAGAUGGAGAGAUGGAUCCUCCGCGGCUUCCGGUACCGGCCCGCCGCGCUGGAGAUCGCCGUCGGAGUCGCCGCCGUCGCGUUCAAGCUGCCUCUCCUCGGCACCUCCUCGGCUAGCCGCCUCAAGAGAUUGCAUCUUUCCGGCGUGGUUUUGGACGGCGGCUUCGGCGAGUGCAUCCGCUCAUGGUGCCCCGUCUUGGAAGCCAUGGAGCUCAAGGCUUGCAUCUUCGAGGAUCUGAAGGAGAUCGUCUCCAGCACGAUCAAGAGUUUGGCCAUUGUUGACUGCAGAAGUGGGCACCAUACUGAUGCAUUGGUUUGUCGAAUGGAUUCCCUCGUUGAAGCAUCGAUUAGUGGAACACGUUUCGGAUCCGACUUUGACAAGACGACAUCCACUUUAAUAGGCAGUCUAAUCAACGUGAGGGAACUUAAUGUGUCGUGGUUUCAGCCAGUGGAGUUGAAAUAUGGUGAAUCUGCGAACUUUCAAACAUUUCACGAGCUCACUACAUUGAACAUAUAUGAAUGUGAUCUGGGUCAAAAUUUACAUAUAUUGCUGAGUUUUCUGCAGAACACUCCUAACCUCAAGAAAGUUAUAUUGCAGAACUGCGAGAUUUCAGGUCAUUCGAGAAAGAGGAAAAGAACACCCAGGGCAAACAGGAACCAGAUUCAUUCCAAGCGCAGAAGUCUGAUAACUUCCAAGUCUGAGAUCUCGAAGAUAAUGAAGAUGACAUAUGAAGAUGACGGUGUCAGUGACCUUAUUGAACUUUUGUUGCGCAAUUGGAGAAAACUUGAGGACCAUACUAUCAUAAUCACCAAGAUUUGAGUCUUUUGCAUAUGGUGUUAUCAUAUGCCUGAUUCUUAUGUCAUUUUGUACUAUACUGUGUGUAUUUUUACAAAUAGUAACUAAAACCAUAUAUAUGACUAAUGCCAGACUGGUGUGAUUAAGGGCAUUACCUCCAAUGUAUGCUAGUAUUAACUGAUUCCAGUGAGAUUCGUAAAAUCACUCUUUUAUAGUUUCAAGUUGAGAAAUUUAAGUAAAACAGCCAUUUGAUUAUUUGAUGAUGCUCCUCCCUAUUGAUCAAUUGACAGUUGACACUGUUACCAUACUACAGGUGCAAGGAUUAGCUUCAUUUUCUGUUCUGUCAUUCCAAUCUAUUGAUUCCUUUCAAAAUGAUAAGUGCCAAUUUGUCAAGUUUUUAUCCUAGAAAUGCAAAUAAACAUCUUCAUGAUGCUCUUGGAAUAAUCUGUUGUGAGGAUAAUGUUUUGUGACACUGCUUGUGUUGAAAGUCAUUUAUUAUAAAUUGGGGAAGACAAAGUAAUUGAUUUUCUUGUCCAAAUAUCGUUGAGCAAACUAUAAUAGGAGAACUAAACUUUCUCCCUCCAUUAUUGUAAUAACAUAGGAGAACUAAACUUUCUCCCUCCAUUAUUGUAAUCAUAACCAGAGAUCUAAAUAAAAUACCUUGGUAGCUGGAUGAAAACUAUUCCAUAGGAGAA
Messenger RNA from Oryza sativa Japonica Group (Japanese rice), 2779 nucleotides. Its product is annotated as MEIOTIC F-BOX protein MOF-like. Lineage: Eukaryota; Viridiplantae; Streptophyta; Magnoliopsida; Poales; Poaceae. The record is from RefSeq and is a predicted model, not a curated record. Gene Ontology annotation, molecular function: protein binding.